AUGGCAGCUCAGCCCACUCCCGCCCACCCCGCCGCCAUGACAGCCCAAGUCUCACCGCAAGCCGACCCUCAGACCACAACAGCAACGACCACAGCCUCGCCUCUCCCCAAGCCAAUAUUCACAGCACCUCGCCUGCUCGUCAGACCCUUGCAUCCUCAAGAUGCGCCGUCGAUGUCUCGUCACGCCGACAACCCCAAGGUAACGGAGUACAUGUCCCUCGGCUUCCCGUCGCCCUACACGCUCGAAGCAGCCCAUGACUGGAUUAACAUGAAUCUGGCACCGCCCAUCUUGAACUGGGCCAUUUGUCUAUCGUCUUCGCCGGAGACCGUGGUCGGUGGCUGCGGUCUCAAACCCGGAGUCGACGUCCAGUCGCACUGCGCAGAGAUCGGGUACUGGAUCGGUGAAGAGCACUGGGGCAAGGGGCUCAUCACGGAGAUGUUGCGGGCGUUGACGGAUUGGGUGUUUCGCAGUCCUCACAGUUUGUUGGCAGGGGAGCAGGGGAAGAGGUGGACGAGGUUGUGGGGAGGGAUAUUCCAGGAGAACAAGGGGAGCAUGAGGUGUUUCGAGAAGUGCGGAUAUGUGAGAGAGGGUGUGCUGAGGGGCGCGGUGGAGAAGCAUGGGGAAGCAAGUGAUAUGGUGGUAUAUGGCUUGCUGAAACAUGAGUGGGAGAUGGAGUUGCUCAAGACGACAGUAAUCUAA
Messenger RNA from Didymella exigua CBS 183.55, 699 nucleotides. RefSeq names its product acyl-CoA N-acyltransferase. The coding region runs from base 1 to 699 and encodes 232 amino acids. Gene Ontology annotation, molecular function: acyltransferase activity, transferring groups other than amino-acyl groups. The transcript has a single exon. Lineage: Eukaryota; Fungi; Ascomycota; Dothideomycetes; Pleosporales; Didymellaceae. The record is from RefSeq and is a predicted model, not a curated record.